Molecule: messenger RNA, 860 nt
Organism: Miniopterus natalensis
Lineage: Eukaryota; Metazoa; Chordata; Mammalia; Chiroptera; Miniopteridae
Gene: VKORC1
Product: vitamin K epoxide reductase complex subunit 1
Biological process (GO): vitamin K metabolic process; peptidyl-glutamic acid carboxylation; blood coagulation
Molecular function (GO): vitamin-K-epoxide reductase (warfarin-sensitive) activity
Source: RefSeq, a predicted model, not a curated record
UUGGGUCGAGAGUGCGGAGCUAGACCUCGCCCCGCGGCGGGGUGGGCGUGGCCGUCCCUCGCCCCGCCCCUGCUCCGUGGCUGGUUCGCUUUCAGCGGGCGCCCGACACCCAGACAUGGGCCUGACCUGGGGGAGCCCCGGGGCGGUGCGGCUGGCGCUCUGCCUCGCAGGCUUGGUGCUCUCUCUCUACGCGCUGCACGUGAAGGCGGCGCGCGCCCGGGACCAAGAUUACCGCGCGCUCUGUGACGUGGGCACCGCCAUCAGCUGUUCGCGUGUCUUCUCGUCCAGGUGGGGCCAGGGCUUCGGGCUGGUGGAACAAGUGCUGGGCCGGGACAGCAUCUUCAAUCAAUCCAACAGCAUAUUCGGUUGCAUCUUCUACACACUACAGCUGUUGUUAGGUUGCCUCCGGGGCCGCUGGGUAUCUGUCCUGCUGCUGCUGAGUUCCCUGGUGUCUCUCGCUGGUUCUGUCUACCUGGCCUGGAUCCUGUUCUUUGUGCUCUAUGAUUUCUGCAUUGUUUGCAUCACUACCUAUGCCAUCAAUGUGGGCCUGAUGGUGCUCAGCUUCCGAGAAGUCCAGGGACCCCAGGGCAAAGUCAAGGGGCACUGAGCCCUCACCCCGAGCCAGGUUGACCGCUUAUGCUGUGCUUUGGCAUGUCAGCCUUGCCUAAGGGGGACAUGUCUGGGUCCUUAGAAGAGUCUACAACCCACCUCCACCAUACUCCCAACACAGGAUAAUGGACCAAAUGUGCCACACUCUUUCCUCCACCUAGUAGCUCUGGCUCCAAGGAUUGGUUUCCAAAGCUCCUGCCAUUGCCUGAGGAGGGAGGGUUCUGAGCAAUAAAAUUUGUUAAAUUGGUUAA